Messenger RNA from Dromiciops gliroides (monito del monte), 3517 nucleotides. RefSeq names its product mitogen-activated protein kinase kinase kinase 11 (gene MAP3K11). Gene Ontology annotation, molecular function: ATP binding; JUN kinase kinase kinase activity; protein binding. The record is from RefSeq and is a predicted model, not a curated record. Lineage: Eukaryota; Metazoa; Chordata; Mammalia; Microbiotheria; Microbiotheriidae. Gene Ontology annotation, biological process: protein phosphorylation; positive regulation of apoptotic process; microtubule-based process. Gene Ontology annotation, cellular component: centrosome. The transcript has 10 exons. The coding region runs from base 168 to 2666 and encodes 832 amino acids.
UCAGCCCCCCCCCGCGAUGCGGGGGGCCCCCGAGGGGAGCGGCUCGGGGGCGGAGAGCCCCGUCCCCGGGACCGCGUCGCUUGCCGCUCUGGGCCUCGGUUUCCCCAUCUGUGAAAAUGCGGCGCUCCUCUAGUCCGUUGAGCCUAUGAGCGCAGGCCCCCCCCAGAAUGGAGCCCCUGAAGAACUUGCUCCUCAAGAGCCCCCUCGGGACCUGGAACGGAGGGGGGCGGGCCGAGGGCGCCCCCAAGACCGCCUACUCCAACCCCGUCUGGACGGCGCUCUUUGACUAUGAGGCCAGCGGCCACGACGAGCUGACCCUGCGCAAGGGCGACCGGGUAGAGGUGCUGUCCCGGGAUGCGGCCAUCUCCGGAGACGAGGGCUGGUGGGCGGGCAAGGUGGGCGACCAGGUGGGCAUCUUCCCCUCCAACUACGUGUCCCGGGGCGGCCCCCCGCAACCCGAGGUGGCUCGCUUCCAAGAGCUGCGCUUGGAGGAGGUGAUCGGAGUGGGGGGCUUCGGGAAGGUGUACCGGGGCAGCUGGAGGGGCGAGCUGGUGGCGGUGAAGGCCGCCCGCCAGGACCCCGACGAGGACAUCAGCGUGACUGCAGAAAGCGUCCGCCAAGAGGCUCGCCUCUUCGCCAUGCUGGCGCACCCCAACAUCAUCGCGCUCAAAGCUGUCUGCCUGGAGGAGCCCAACCUCUGCCUGGUUAUGGAGUACGCCGCAGGAGGACCCCUGAGCCGGGCGCUGGCCGGCCGCCGCGUCCCCCCUCACGUGUUAGUUAACUGGGGGGUGCAGAUAGCCAGGGGCAUGCACUACCUCCACUGCGAGGCUCUCGUGCCUGUCAUCCACCGGGACCUCAAGUCGAACAACAUCCUGCUGCUGCAGCCGGUGGAGGGAGAUGACGUGGAGCAUAAGACCCUGAAGAUCACUGACUUUGGCCUGGCCCGAGAGUGGCACAAGACCACCCAGAUGAGCGCGGCAGGCACCUAUGCUUGGAUGGCCCCCGAGGUCAUCAAGGCAUCCACCUUCUCCAAGGGCAGCGACGUCUGGAGCUUUGGGGUACUGCUGUGGGAGCUGCUGACGGGAGAGGUGCCCUACCGCGGCAUCGAUGGCCUGGCCGUGGCCUAUGGAGUCGCCGUGAACAAACUCACCCUGCCCAUCCCUUCCACCUGCCCUGAGCCCUUCGCUCAGCUCAUGGCCGAGUGCUGGGCACAGGACCCCCACCGCCGGCCAGACUUCUCCGUCAUCCUGCAGCAGCUGGCCGCCUUGGAAGCGCAGGUGUUGAGGGAAAUGCCUCGGGACUCCUUCCACUCCAUGCAGGACGGCUGGAAGCGGGAGAUCCAAGGGCUCUUCGACGAGAUCCGGGCAAAGGAGAAGGAGCUGCUGAGCCGCGAGGAGGAGCUGACCCGGGCGGCGCGGGAGCAGCGCUCCCAGGCCGAGCAGCUGCGCCGGCGCGAGCACCUGCUGGCGCAGUGGGAGCUGGAGGUGUUCGAGCGCGAGCUGACCCUGCUCCUGCAGCAGGUGGACCGAGAGCGGCCUCACGUGCGCCGCCGCCGGGGCACCUUCAAGCGCAGCAAGCUGCGCGCUCGGGACGGCGGCGAGAGGAUCAGCAUGCCUCUGGACUUCAAGCACCGGAUCACCGUGCAGGCCUCUCCUGGCCUGGACCGGAGGAAAAACGUCUUCGAGGUCGGGGCCGGGGACUCGCCCACUUUCCCACGCUUCAGGGCCAUCCAGUUGGAAGCUGCAGACACAGGACAGGUUUGGAGGGGCCAGUCCCCACGACGCUUAGAAGACCCAGGAAAUGGGGAGCGCAGGCCAUGCUGGGCCUGGGGGCCGGGUUCCCCUAAGCCAGGGGAGGCUCAGAAUGGGAGGAGGCGGUCCCGAAUGGAUGAGACCACCUGGUACCUGGACUCCAAUGACCCGUCUCCCCUGGGGUCUCCAUCCACACCCCCUACAAUCAAUGGUGAUGUCCGCCCCCCAGAGCCAGAGGAGUCACGGCGAACAGGCCCCUCAGACCGGAGCGGGACUCCAAAGAUCAUCCAGCGUGCCCUGCUCCGUGGGACGGCUCUGUUGGCAUCCCUGGGGCUGGGCCGGGACCUGCAGCAGGCUGGUAGCGGGGCCCGAGACAAGGGAGAGACCACCCCCGAAGAGGCAUCAUCGUCACCCCCUUCCCCCCUUAUUCGCUUCUCUCCCAAAACUCCAGAGGCCCCAACUUCUCCAGUGAGCCUGGACACUGAGGCGCCUCCAAGCCCCCCACUGCUUGACCUGGGAACCCCAGGAGGGCAGCCCUCUGCCAAAAGCCCCCGUCGAGAGGAGGAGACGCGGGGUGGGGCUGUCUCUCCCCCUCCCGGGGCCUUCCGUUCCCUUCCCGGAACCCCACGAUCCCCAACGCUGGGCCUCAUUGGCAGGCCUCGGCCUUCGCCCCUCCGGAGCCGCAUUGACCCCUGGAGUUUCGUGUCCACUGGACCCCGCCCAUCCCCACUUCCAUCUCCACAGCCCGCCCCACGUCGAGCUCCCUGGACCCUGUUCCCAGACUCAGACCCCUUUCGGGACCCCUCACCCUUCAACCCUUUUGGCCCAGAGUCCCCCCAGAACAGCAGAGCCCAGACCAAAGACAUGGGGGCCCAGGCUCCUUGGGGAGCCACAGAGCCAGAGGAGAGCCCCUGAGGGAGGGGAGCAAGGCAUACCCCACAGUGAGGUGGGAGUGUCUCAGAACCUUUCAGGGACCUGGCCCUGGGGAGGUAGAUGCCCCCCAAGGGGGACCUUCAGCCAGAGCCACUGUAUACACUGGAAAAGACCCCCAAAGGCCACUAUGUGCAUGGGGCUGAUGGCCCCUGCCCACUCUUCCCCUAGUCCCUCUGGAAGGGGCUGAGCAGUCCCUAGGAACUAGGACCUUUCCCCUGCUGCCUCAGUUUCUCCCAGAGGCUCUUGGUUUUCCUCUAUGGUGGCCCCCUUUUCUAGGAGGGGGCACAAGAGAGGGAUGAAACAUCCCUUGCCUGGAACACUACGCUGCACCUGAAGCCUUAACACUGAACCGAGGGGAGUCCAGAGGGGAGGUUGGGCUCACCCCUGCCUCUCCAAUCUCUAGGGGGACCUCUGAAGCCAUCCCCUUGCCCCUCCUCUUCCCCUCCUGGGGCUGGGCACUGUAACUGGCUGGUUUAGGGGGCACCAGAACCUGUCUCAGGGAAUCACUGUCUGCCCUUCGCCAGGCCUGGGGCGGGGGGAGGCAGGGAGUGCAAAGUUAUGUGGUUGUGGCCCCUGGGGACGGAGAGGGAUGGGGCUGAUGUGUCUGGGAUGAGUGACUGGGCCGUCACCCCACUUGGAUUCCAUCCCACUGUUGCCCCAAAACAGUAGCCCAGAGGGUGUCUGGGUUGGGGACUCUUCCCUUGAGGACAUCAGGAGUGGACUCCCCAGUGCGGGGACUCGGGGACUCCCAGAGCACUGCCUCCACCUCCCCACCCUGGUCUGGAGGUCACAGCCCAGAGUGCUACUGAAACCAAAUAAACUCUUCAGCUGUC